Nanorana parkeri is the source of this 779-nucleotide messenger RNA. It is a transcript of the gene JPT1, whose product is annotated as hematological and neurological expressed 1. Lineage: Eukaryota; Metazoa; Chordata; Amphibia; Anura; Dicroglossidae. Gene Ontology annotation, cellular component: nucleus. The transcript is spliced from 5 exons. Bases 180 to 617 code for a protein of 145 amino acids. The record is from RefSeq and is a predicted model, not a curated record.
GUGAGAGAUUACAGAGAGGCAGGACGAACGACCAACCACGGCUCUCGGCCACAGGCUCCCUCCAAUGACAGACAGCGUAACGGUUCGAAGUGACGAAUCGCUGCGCACCAGGGGCGUGCCUCAGUAUAUAUAUUCCCGCAGCUGUCGUAGCUGGAUAAUAGUUGCUGCCAAAAGAAGCCAUGACAACGACAUCUACGUUCAAGGGCCUGGACCCCGAAGGCCGCAGUAGCUCCAGGAUCCUGCGACCUCCAGGUGGAGGCUCCAGCUUCUCCUUUGGUGUUGGCGAUUCACAGAAGCAACAACCUGUUAGAAGACAUAUGAUGGCCUCCAACAUAUUUGGCAUUCCAGAUGAUGAACCAACUCCUGCAUCUCAUGCUUCAGAAACAGACAUCCCACACAGUUCAGCUUGUGGAAACCCCGAAGAUUUAGAGAAAACAUGUAAUCAGGAAGAGUGUGGAGAAGCAGCUGAUCACAUGGGUGAAGCAGAAAUACCAGAAACAGAGUUUGGAAAAGAUGGCUCUCAAGCUGCUGGAGACAGCGAACAACUGGCUGCCCCUGUAGCAGUAGCCAGUAGGCGAAACCCUCCAGGAGGAAAGUCCAGUCUGGUCCUGGGCUGAAACUCUACACUGCUCUAGCAUUUUCUUCCAUUUGACUGUACAUGUUUCUUUGUUUUAAGCACUUUGUCCCAACCCUCUCGUUGUUGUGUUCUUGAUCUACUGGAAACGGCAUGAAUGGUUUUCUAUUUUCCAUGUUUGUACUUUUUUGUUUUUUUUUUGUUU